Rodentolepis nana is the source of this 1617-nucleotide messenger RNA. Lineage: Eukaryota; Metazoa; Platyhelminthes; Cestoda; Cyclophyllidea; Hymenolepididae. The record is from the annotation of a GenBank genome assembly.
AUGAGUUCGAAACGGAGAAAUUUGCGAAAAAGGGAGGAAAGUGAUAGUGAAGAGGAAGUUGUCCCUGAGCAACAAGUUAUCGAGCCAGCAAAUGAUGAAACUGAUGAUCCUAUGAAAGAAUAUGAGGAGGAAGAAAAGGAGAGACAGGAUGAUAUUAAAGAGCGUGAUGCAUUCGUCCAGCGUCUUCUGUCUCGUGACCAUGACGCGACAAAGAAAUUCGCGCGUGGUUCACGCUUCGAAGAGGACCUCAAACGUCUUGAACGGGGAGAACUGACUCGAGAAGAACUGAUUGAGGAGCUCAAGAAAAAGUCUCGAUGGGAGUACCUCAAAAAACGCCAACUUGAUAAGCUGCAUGAACUUGAAUCCGCAAUUCGUGAUGAGGAAGAAUUUUUCGGUGAAGAUGAGCUAACGGAGAUCGAAAAAAUUGAUCUAAAAUACAAGCGGACGAUUUUGGAGGCCGCUACGGUCCACAAAGCUGUGACCGCUGGGCAAGCAGCUCAACACUAUUUUAUCCCAACAGAAGAAAAGCGUCCUGAUGACUCCUAUUAUGAAACCGAGGCUGAGAAAGGACCUCAUGCUGAAAAUCGUCGCUGGGAACAGGAACAUAUCAAUUCUGCAUUGUUUACACUUGGUGCCAAAGAUAGCAGCAAAACACAGGAGAAAUACGAUCUUAUUUUAGACGAUGAGAUCGAAUUCAUGAAGGCACUCACCCAACCUGGAUCCAAUGUGACCAUGGAACCAGAAUUGACCCCUGAGGAAUUGGCUCGGAGGGCUGCAGAGGAAAGGAAAAAGAGCCUGCAAGAAACAAGGAAGUCUCUUCCUGUUUAUUCUUUUCGUGAAGCAUUGCUUGAUGCCAUUAAAGAUCAUCAGAUUCUUGUCAUUGAAGGAGAAACAGGUUCGGGGAAGACUACGCAGAUUCCCCAAUAUCUCUACGAAGCUGGUUACUGUGUCAACGGAAAGGCCAUUGGUUGUACCCAACCCCGUCGUGUAGCCGCGAUGUCUGUUGCCGCACGCGUUGCCCAGGAGAUGAAUGUCAAAUUGGGAAUGGAAGUCGGGUAUUCUAUUCGUUUUGAGGAUUGUACCUCUGAUCGCACUGUGGUGAAAUACAUGACCGAUGGUAUGCUGUUGCGCGAAUUCCUCACUGAACCGGAUCUCGCCUCGUAUUCUGUGAUGAUGAUUGAUGAGGCGCAUGAACGAACACUGCAUACGGAUGUCCUCUUCGGUCUCGUCAAGGAUGUAGCUCGGUUCCGACCGGACUUGAAGCUCCUAAUUAGUUCUGCCACACUAGACGCUCAAAAGUUCUCCCAAUUUUUCGAUGAUGCACCCAUCUUUCGAAUUCCCGGCAGAAGGUAUCCCGUUGACAUCUACUACACAAAGGCACCUGAAGCAGACUACAUAGAAGCCGCGAUCGUAACCGUACUCCAGAUCCACGUGACUCAACCACCAGGAGACAUUUUGGCCUUCUUCACCGGUCAGGAGGAAAUCGAAACAGCCAAUGAGGCACUUCUUGAACGAACAAAGAAAAUGGGCAGCAAAAUGCGUGAACUCAUUGUUCUCCCUAUCUAUUCCACUCUUCCCUCAGAUAUGCAGAAGGUGGUAAUGGGGUUCCUUUUAUAG